AUGCCCAAAGAUGGCGAUUUCUUGCAACAGUUUCACCACUUGGCCAGUGUGGUGUCCUCAGCUUCGUUCCAUUGGGCCCUUCGCCUCUUCGGAGGACGGUCGUCCUCCGCUGAGGCGGACGACGAGCUGCGAUGCCGCGCGGCGCUGCUUGGCGAAGCGACGGGACCGCGAAGGGACCGCGAUGGGGCCGAAGGCGACGCCGUCGGUUGGCGUGGAGGUGGGCGGCAAAUCACCAUUACCCUGCAAAGUGGCAAAUUGGAAGCGCAGGAGCUCCCGUACUCGGUCACGCGCUUGGUGCGUGGAGUGCAAUCGUCCAGAGAGUUCUGCCGCCCUGGCUUCUCCCUGGCGAUCGCUGAGCUGUUGCAUGCGAUGCCCUCCCAAGCCUUGACGGUGCUGAAGGAGAUUGACAAGGCCACCGAGCUUCAGUCUGGCCUCAGGGCCAACGAGGCCAAGGACCGGCUCUUGGGGCGUUGCUUCGUGUACGGUGCCAUCCUUCAGGCUGGCUGCUUGCGCGUUGAGGAGAAGGCAGUUGCAGACAUCAUUGCCCGCCUGAGCAGGGGCCUUUGGCAGAUCUACAGCGCCAGGUCUUACCUGAACGCCUGCAGCAUGUGCUUGUUGAAGGAUGCUUGUGAAGAGCUUUGCCAGGCCAACCGCCAUGAGCGGGUCGCCGAGAUCAUCUCGCAGUGGAAACUGGAUGACAAGGUGGACGACUCAGGCAAGGGCCUGAACCUGUUGGAUCCCCAUGCGCUGGGGCUCAUCCUGAAGCUCCGGGUCUGUUACGAGGAGGCGGAGAAGAAGCCCUCGUCAUGGCCCAGCUGUGUACGGAAGGACGUGUUCCGCAACCAUGCGCCGGCAGUGGCACGGAAGGUGGGCCAGACCUUGGCCUCCUGUCCCGUGACCGACGUCGUGCCCACCGUGUUGGAGGAUUUCUGCCGCUGGUGGGCGCGGCGGCAUCAAGGACGGGAUGCCAAGAGCUUGGAGGAGAUUUGGCCGGCCUUCGAGGAGGCCCUUGUCACGAUGCGAAACACCGUGCGCUGCAGUGGAAUGAUCCAAAUGGAGAACCGUGACCAGGCCAUGUUAGGUCGCAGCGGCCGACGGAGCCUGCCGGUGCUGAAGGGCCGCGGCAUCGAAGCGGCGCCCGAGCCGUCGAGGGAUGCGCUGCCACAAGGUUGGAUCCGCGUGGAGUCGCGCUCUAAGCCGGGCACCUUCUACUAUGCGCACCCGGCCACGAAGCGCACCCAGAUGGAGCGUCCGGUGGACCCCCACCGCGCGCGGUCCACUGGAGCCAGUGGAGCUGCACCGGUGGAGAAGCCGAAGGCGGAGCCGGUGGAGGAGGUGGAGGACGUGGAGACGGCGGAGGAGAAGCGGAAGCGAGAGGAGGCACGGAAGGCAGAAGAGAAGGCUAGAGAAGAGGAGGAAGAGAGGGAAAGGCAAGAAGUGUUAAUGAGAGCGCGGCAGAGAAGAGCCCAGGAAAGGUUGGAGGAAGAGAAACGUCGCAAAGAAGAGGAGGAGCAGGAAGAAGAGGAACGGCAGAAGUUAGCUGAAAGAAGAAGAGAGAAGAAACAGAAGCAGGAAGAGGAGAAGAGAGAGUCAGAGAGGCUUCAAAAGGAGGCCGAGGAAAAACGGCACAAGGAGAUGGAGGAGCUUAACAAAGCCUUGGAUCAAGCGACUCCAACGAUUCCAGUUUCAGUGGGCCGACGCAGUGAUGGUACUAGGCACAGUGGGGCCAAAUGGAAGAAAGAAGCCUCAGACGAGGAGGAAGAGGUCACGCAAGAAGACCUGGAGAAAUGGAAAGAAGAUGAGGAGAGAAGGGAGCGUGAAGAGGUGGAAGCCAAGCGCAGGAAGAUUGAAGAGGAGGAACGUCGAAAGCGCGAAGCGGAGUUGGCCGAACAGCGAAAGAAGGCGGAGUUCGCGGCGGCGGUGGAGCGUGCGCGGCAGAUGAAGAUCGAAUCGGACCGGCAGAAGCAGGAGGAACUUCGAAAGGAGACCAAAGAGGCUCGAAAAUCCUCCAGCUCCUCCCCUUCGCCACCACGUGUGCGGGACCCGCAGCAGCCAGCGCAGCCAGGGCAGCCGGCGGGGCAGCCGGCGGGGCAGCCGGGGCAGCCGGGGCAGCCGGCGGGGCAGCCGGGGCAGCCUGCGCCCAUGGCUCCUGUGGUGUUUGCGCCACCGGCAGCACCGGUGGAGGCUCCAAGUUUGCAGCAAGCCUUUCUAAUGCCACCAAAGGUGGUGCCUCCUCCUCCACCGCCCAAGCCAGCACCAACCCCUCCCACCUUGGCCAACCUCUUGAGCGGUGCAGUGGCAAAGCCAGACUUUGGCUCACUGCUGAAGAACCCAAAGCCACCCGAAGCUGCCGCUAAUGCGCCAUCCAAUGGUCAGGAUACAGGCCCACAGACUGGCACCAUUCUCUGGUACAAUGGGCGCCGAAAAUGUGGCCUUUUGUUGGCAGACCGAGAUCAGCGACAGCUGAGCAUCAGUGGCCUAGCAGUGAAUACCGGACAUCUGGCACCACCGGUCCCGGCGGGGUUGAUGCAUGGAACCCGGGUCAGCUACCUCCUAGACCUGGCCCGGCCCGGUUCCGCCGGCUCCCCGGCCAACGUGCGGCCCCUGCCGCAUCAAAGUGGGCUCAGCUGUGGCGGGGAUAGCCAGAUGGGGCCGCGCCUCGCCAACGAGGACCGGACCAUCGCCACAGACUUGCAGGACAGUCUGGGCCAUAUGGUCGGCAUCUUCGACGGUCACCGUGGCACCUUCUGUGCAGAUUACCUGUCACAAGAAGUGCCGAAGAUGAUCGUGCAAGGUGUCCGCGAAGCCUUUUCGCAGCGUUUGAAGGGGGCAUCACUGGACAUGUUAAGCGCAGCUGAAGAGGCGGAGGUGAUCAAGUUGGGGAUCAUCAGAGGUCUGGAAAUGACGGAUCAGAAUUUCUUGAACCUGGCGCAGCAAUACGGCUUCAAAGACGGUGCAUCUGCGCUGAUUGCGGUCGUGAUGCACGGCUUCCAGGAGCCCCAUGGCCGCACGGUGCCCACAGCACCUGGAGGUCAGGCCAAACUCUUCGCAGCCUGGUCGGGCACUGGGCACAUGCUCCUCUUGCGGGGGCGGCAAGUCCUGCGGUGUACCGAGGACCACGUGUGCGACCGAGCAGAGGAGCGACAUCGCUUGUCAACCGCUGGAGGUCAACUGGUGCAGGACCUGCGGGGCGUUUGGUGGCUGGGUCGCCCCGGCAAUCCCGAGCUCACCUGGGCACGGCAGCAAUGCUAUGAGGAUGUGGCUGGGCCAAAGAACUUCCUGGCUGCUUCAAGGGGCUUUGGGGAUCUUCUGCUGAAAGGCCCACCGUAUCCAGUCUUCUCAGCCAGCCCAGAGGUUCAGGUCAUCGACUUGCUGCCCGAGGACUGGGCCGUCGUGGUGGCCACGCGCGGCGUCUUCGCAGUCUUGAGUGAUCAGGAUGUGGCCAAUGCCUGCUGGGAUGUCAUGGCGCAGCAGGGCGCCGGGCCGCAGGAAGCUGCCCAAACGGUGACCCAACGCGCGCUGCAGAUGCUGAGCUUGAAGGGCAGAUGA
Molecule: messenger RNA, 3549 nt
Organism: Durusdinium trenchii
Lineage: Eukaryota; Dinophyceae; Suessiales; Symbiodiniaceae
Source: the annotation of a GenBank genome assembly